Messenger RNA from Gekko japonicus, 634 nucleotides. RefSeq lists its product as uncharacterized. The annotation marks the transcript as partial. Lineage: Eukaryota; Metazoa; Chordata; Lepidosauria; Squamata; Gekkonidae. The record is from RefSeq and is a predicted model, not a curated record. The transcript has a single exon.
AUGUCUGAAGCCACUCUGGAGGCUUUUCCCAGCCCCUCAAUGCAGCUGAGCCCCACUGCAUCCCUCGAGGGGCUCCCUGCUGAGGAGGAUGUGCCAGAGACUCAAAGAGAGGAGACAAGGGUGCAAGGGAUAGCAGGCCUGGCUGCUACUUGCUGUAUCUGCCUGGAAGCGGAACAACUGAAGGGCUGUCUGAACUCUGAGAAAAUCUGCAUUGUCCCCAUUUUGGCUUGCCUGAUCAGUCUGUGCCUCUGCAUCGCCGGCCUCAAGUGGGUCUUUGUGGACAAGAUUUUCGAGUAUGACUCUCCUACCCACCUCGGCCCCGACAGGAUCGGACAAGAUCCCAUCACUCCCGCGGAUCCGACUGCGCUGUCUGCCUGGGUGCCGUCUGUGGUGCAUACCUCGUACUUCCCCGUGCCUACCAGCGAAGUUGAAGUUGAGGUGACAGGGUCCCUAGUUCCCUCCGAGGCUGCUCCUCAGUCAUCGCCACAUAACAGUGUUUUAGGUUCUAAUUUCUUACCCUCCUUCGCACCCUCCUUACCUCCACUCAGCCUGGACCCGGAGCUGAAAAGAGCCACAACAGCUUCUCUGGCAGAAGAAACAGAAACUAAUAUCCAAACAGCUUCACCAAAACUUG